AUGUUGCCAGAAUCUUUGGUUUAUCUUUUGACUAAGGCAACAGCCCUCGUUUCUGUUAUCUUUGAUGAAACAACCCCAACAAUUAAGCCUUUCUUCGAUCGUCAACAAUUUAAUUUUGAAGUUGAUUUGUCUAAUCUAAAACAUUUUCCAACAUUUUUGGGGCAAAUCCAGGCAGAAAUAAAAAUAAAUAAAACAGAAUUGACAGAAAAUCCUUUAAUUAUUUAUUUAAUUGAAGAACAAAAAAAUGAAAUUAAAAUAAUUGAAAAUAAACAAAAAGAAGUUGUUGAAGCUGUACAAAUAUCCCCAAGUGAUUUAUUUAGUAUUGGACGUGAAAGUGGAAAAAUACAUUUAAUGAGGAAACCAACAGAAAAUGAAUUGAAUAAAAGAGAGGGAAUUAAAUUUAAAGUGUUUGCUUGUUCUAAUUACCAACCACGAAAAUAUCAACAACAACAAAACCAUAACAAUUGUUCCGAAGCACUAAUUAAUGUUAUAUUUUUAUCGGAAUUAAUUGAAAAUAAACAAAAAAGAAUCGAAACCCAAAAAACAAAAAUAAUCGAAGAAACAACAUUCCAGACAUUUAUCAAUACAUCCUCACCCUCAUCUACUUUAUCCCCUCCAACUUCUACUAUUUCAUUAAAUCAAUCAAUUAAUAACCAAAAUAAUGAAAUUCUUGAAUUUAUUCCUCUUCCAAAAAAUAUAUUUUUAGCUCCAACAAAAGCACCUGGUUCUACAAUAAUUAAUCUUUCUGUGCGUAUUCAUGAUCCAAAUGAUGGAAAUUGGCAUUUAAUUCCAAAUGGAAUAGGAGGGAAUAAUCAACAGAAUAAUCAAAAUAUGCCCUCCAACUUAAAUUAUUGGAUAGAAGGUGAAGGGGAAAAUUUAUUUACAAUUUAUGGAAAUUCUUUACUUCUUAAAAAUCCCUUAAAACCUGGACAAUUUGAUAUUAAUUUACGUGCCCGUCUUCAACGAAAAGGGAAAAUUUUUGUUGCUGAACAUAAACUUAGAAUUAUUGUAAUUGAUGAUGAAUUGCCUCAAUUAUAUCCUGUUUUCGAGAAAAUUAGUCAUGAAUUUAAUAUCGACCCAGAAGGCCAUUUCCCUGUUGUUUUCCCUCCAUUAAAUGCUUCCUUGGCAGGUGGUGGAAGUGAAAAUAUUCGUUUUAAUCUUUUCCCUGCUCGAAGUAAUGACCCAACAGAUGGGAUAGAAAUACAUCCAAAAACUGGACAAAUAAGAGUCCGUCGUUCAUUUCUUCGCCAUUUCCCUUCCGGAAAGGGUGGAGAAGUUUUUCUUGUUGUUAGAGCUGUUAAUCAAGCAUUAAAUGAUAAACAACAAAAAUAUUUUUCUGAUGCAAGUAUUUCAAUAAUUAUCAAACAAAAAUCAAUUCCACCAUUAAAAUUCGAAUCUACCUUGUAUCGUUAUAUUUUAUCUGAACGUCAACCAUCUGGAAGUAUUUUAGAGAAUGGCCCUCCAAUUAGAAUUUUAGAACCUAUUUUACAUUCAAAUAUUAGAAUUAGACUAGCAACUUCUCCACAAACUGUUUGGGCGCUUAAACAUUUUGGAUUAAUGCCUAACGGGUCUUUAAUGUUAAAAGAAGAAGUGGAUAUGGAAAAAAUGUUGGAUAAAAGUCAGGGAUUAAUAAAAAUGGAGGUUGUUGCAGAAGAUAUUUCUGAAGGAAAAGAAGCUAGAGCUAAAGUUGAAAUUCAAUUAAUUGACAACAACGAACAUAAUCCCGUAUUUACACCCCUUUUUCCUAAAUUUUAUUUACAACCAGAAACUCUUUUUGCCGGCCAUCCAAUUGGGAAAUUGUCUGUUAAAGAUGAGGAUUUUACUGAUAGGCAAGGAGAUACACUUGCAUUUAGGGCAAUUUCUGAUCAAAAUGCAGCAUUGCCUGGUGUUUACACUCUUCUUGUUGAAGUUCAAGAUUUUGGUGGUUUAAGUGCUCGUACAACGGCCACUUUUAUUUUAUUAAAUUAUGGAGAGAAAUUUACAUCGAUACAACCAGGAAUGGCGAAAGGAAUUUUGGACGAGAAAGGCACUACAGUAGAGUUUCCACUUCCGCCAGUUGAUUUAGAAGGUGAAGAAGUUAAAGAACAAAUUACAAAAAUAAUUGCUAAUUCUGGAGGAGGAAAUAAUUUAGCACCAAUUUUCUCAGUACGUGAUUCAAUCGACUGGGAAAAUAUGAGGAAAAUUGAUAAAAAUCUGUCACAAAAUCUAAAUUUUGUUUUGGAAGAAAAUAAUUAUAAAGGGUUAUUUCGAAUGGAUAAACAAAGUGGACAAUUAUUUUUGGAAGAAAAUAAGGAUUUGAUGGAUAGACAAAAGGAAGGAGGAGGAAAUGAUGAUAAUGAAUAUGAAUUGAGGGUUAGAGUGGAAAGUCCGAUGGAUGAAGGUGAUAAAGAGAAAAACGGAAAAGAUUCAAAUCCACGUAUUCUUCUUCGUCGUGUUUAUACCGUUCGUCUCGUUCCAAGUAUUGCUGUAGGCAUUCAAUCAAAUAAUAAUAAAUCCUCUACGAAUGAAGUUAAUAUUGAAGAAAGUACAAUUCCGACAACUGAAAGUUCAUUUACCCAAUUAUUUUCAACAAAUUCUAAUAAUAUUACAACACUUUCUGACGAGGAAUUCUUAAAAACAACUUUUUCAUCAUCUUCAGUUUCCCCUGCAUUCUUAGAAAGUAGUACAGCUGAAGAAAUAACAACAAUAAUUAAUCAUGAAUUUACUAAAGAAUUAAUUGAAGAAACAACAACAUUAUUAACAAAUCAAGAAGAAUUAGCAACAACAACAACAAAUAAUUUAGAAGAAGAAUUUUCUCCUUCCACAACUUUAAAAGUUCCCUCUGCCCGUCCUUUAGAGUUUUCCCCAACAUUCUCCACAAAAAUACCAACAAAACCUUCAACUUCCCCCUCAAAAACAUUUUCUACUUUUUCUACUCGCCAACAUUCAAAAACAACAGAAAAAAUUAAUUUUGCCCUUCCUCGUUAUCAUUGGCUCUUAAAUAAUCCAACAAAUAAUGUUUUGAUUGGAAAAUUGGAUGUAAUUGAUUAUUCAAAUAAAGAAGAAAUGAUAAAUAAAGUUGAAAUGAUUAUUGAACCUCCACAAUUUAGGCAAUGGUUUAAAGUAGAUUCUGAGACUGGCAAUCUUUAUUUAAAUGAAGUACCUGAGGGAUUAUAUGGACGUCAAAGAGCAGAAUUUCGAAUAAAUUUAAUUGUUCACAAUUCAAUAAUGGGAGAGACAAGUGUAACUGUUGAUUUAAAUUUACCUUCAAAUGAAAAUAAACAAAAAGAGAAAAAUGUUGAGAAUAAUAAUCAGUUAACAACAACAACUAAAACAACUCUAGAGACAACAAUAGAAAUUUCUGAAGGUUCUGAUCAGGAGGCAACAUCACUAACUGAACUAGACAAUAUUCACCGCUUUACAGUGAGUGUAUCUCCAAUGCAUUUUGCUAGCACCACAAACCUAGGGGAGAGGGAAGAAGAAACUGAAGCAACAACUGAAAUUGUUAAAUUUACUCAAAAAUCGAAAGGACAACAAAAUUUAAAGUUUGGAUCCCCUGAAUUUCGAGCAAUGCUUCCUGAAGGGCGUUAUGGCAAUAGUGGGGCACAAUUAACUCUUAGACCAUAUCCCCUUUCUACUGGAAUGCCAAAAGGAAUUAAAUAUUCAAUUAUUGACAGUGAAGAAAUAAAUAAUUCGGGACAAUCACCUUUACCUUUUUUUGUGCAUAGUGAUAGUGGAGAUUUGGUAGCUUUUGCUGAAAUUGAUCGUGAGGAAAAGUCUGUAUAUCGAUUUAAAGUUAAGGCUUUUGACCCCUCAAAUAAUCAAAAUGCCGAAACUCUAGUUACUGUCCAAAUACUCGAUGUUAAUGAUAAUUUUCCACACUUUUUGGAGCCUUUAAUCUGGACUAUACCAAUAGCAAGAAAUACUCCAUAUAAUACACAAUUAGCAACUUUUCAAGCUAAAGACAAUGAUGAGGGUUCUCAUGGGCGUGUGCAUUUUAAAGUAGAAAAAGAUUCAAGUGGUGGAUUAUCUUAUAUUGAUGGUAGAACUGGUCAAUUGUUUCUGGCAAAAAAUGUGCCUGCUGAGAAUGUUGAUCCUCGAGAUCAAUUUGAAAUAAUAAUUUCUGCAUUGGACGGUGGUCGUCCAUCCCUCCGUACAGAACAUCAUAUUAGAAUUGAAGUUUUCCCCGAAGGAAAUGAAUUUGCUACUCCAGAAUUUCUUCUUCCAGAAUAUAAUGCUGGGAAUAUUAGUGGGGCUGCUGCACAAAAUGGAACUUUUAUUUUUCAAGUAACUGCCGGAAUUUCUAAACAAAUUUGUUAUGAAUUGAUUGACCCUCCAAUAGCUAAACUUUUCGUUAUAAACUCGAAUAACGGGCAAAUUCGUAUGGGGAGACGCCCCUUAGAUUCUGAACGUGGACAUCAAUGGUUGUUGAAUAUUAGUGCUUUUGAUUGUCAACAGAAAGAACAUCAACAUGGAUUACAGUGGGCAUUUACAACGGUAAAAGUCCAAUUAGAACAAUUACCAAACGAAAUUAUUCAAACAACAACAACAAUUGGAAUAACUAAAGGAGAAAUAGAUUCGGAAACAAAUAUAAAAGAGAAUUGCCAUUUUUCUCAAAAAGUUUACAAUACAGAAAUAACAGAAAAUACACAAGGAAAGCAAAAACUUUUAAAUUUAAAUAUUAUUGGAAAUUGUGAAAAUCAGCAAAUUCAUUGCUUAUUAAAUCAAAGCAAUGAAGCAUUUGAAUUAAAUGAUGAAAUUAAUGAAAAUAAUAACAAAUAUUGUGAAGUUUUUGUUGUUCAAUCCCUCGAUAGAGAAAAGAAAUCUAUUCAUUUUUUGGUUGUUAAUAUAAGUAUUGAAAGUCAGGAAGGUAAAGCUUCUGUUAAUGAAAUACAAGUUGAUUCUUCUGAAUUAACAACAAAAAAAGUGGGGAAUGAUGAGGAAGAAUUACAAAAAAGAUUAAAAAGAAAAAAUGGAAUUAAUAAUAGAAUUAAACAAAAUAAUUUAAAAGAAGGCCGGGAAGUGGCUUUUAAUGGAUUAGUUGAACAAAUCAAAUCAAAGCUAUCAGACAAUCAAGCAUUAAUUGUUGUAAGAGUUAUUGAUCAAAAUGAUAAUGAACCUAAAAUUAAUCAUUUAACAUCUGACGGACAAAUUGUUUUUGCUGUGGAUUGGCAAACUCCAGUACUUCAACCUAUUGGACGUAUUCAAGCCUUUGAUCCUGAUGAACAGCCUAAACAAUUACAAUUUUAUUUAGAAGGAGAUAAUUCUAAAUUAUUUUCUAUUAAUUCAAGUUCUGGUGUUAUUCAAUUAAUGAAAUCUUUACAAAUAGAAAAUUCUGAUGAAUAUUAUUUGAGUGUUAGUGUUAGUGAUGGAGAACAUACAAUACAAACACCUUUAACUAUUUAUAGACUUCAACCAGGAACGAAUAUUGCUCUUUUAGUAAUAAAUAAACCGGUAGAUCAAGUAGAUGUACUUAAUGUUGUUAGACAUUUAAAUGCACUUCUCCCUUCUUUGGAUGUUGAUGUUCUUGUUAAACAAGUUUAUAUUGGAGAAAAUGGAUUGGCUGAUCCAAAACGAACUCAUUUACUUGUUUAUGCCCAAGACAAACAAACAAGAAUACCUUUGCCUGCUAAUAAAUUAAAAGAAUUGUUAGAAUCUUCCCUCGCUCAAUCAGUCUCUUCCGACACAAAUUCCCCUUCUAUUCCAAAUCUCAAAAUUUCUGAUUCUCCUUUACAAUUCUUGGCAAGUGUUCAAGUUCCGGAUUAUGGUGUUUGGAGUUCAACAGCUCCCUUCAGAUUAAAUCCAACUGAAAUUAUUUUAUUGUCUGUCAGUGCAUUUUUGGUAUUCGGAAUUUGUACAAUGCUUUAUUUACUUUUGCGAAAACAAGAAUUGAUAACAAAAUCUGAUUUGGAAUAUAUGGUAGACAGUCAAAUAGCUGGUCCUCGGCCAUAUAAUGUUGAAUUAAUAACACGUAAAGCUAUGCAAAAUGCUCAAAAUGCUACACUUAGAUUGCCUGAACCUGUUGAGGAUUGCACUUUGACGCCAGAAUCUCGCGCAACAAUGCUUGCUUCUUCGGGUAUUUAUAGCGGCGGCAAUUUAGGAGGUCCAUUAAGAAGAACAAAUCGUGUAACAACAACAGAAUCAUCUUUAUCAGAGGAAGGAACACCGCCACAAUUUUCUCGUUCAAAUAUGUCAAAUGAACAAUUAAUAAGAGGCCAAAAUGGAGGAUUAUAUGGAAGGAAUGGAGACCCUGAAGAACCAGAAUAUUCUCCAACAAUUCCUCGACAUCAAAGAUUACAAAAUAAUUAUGAAUCUGGUGAACAAAGCCCGGAAACUAUGAGGAGUGAAGCAGAAGAAAUAAAUGUUUCACCUCCAGAGGAAUGUCCUCCACCCCCACCUUCAAGUAGUCCUCCAGAAUUAAAUGGAAAAUAA
This is a messenger RNA of Meloidogyne enterolobii, 6411 nucleotides long. Lineage: Eukaryota; Metazoa; Nematoda; Chromadorea; Rhabditida; Meloidogynidae. The record is from the annotation of a GenBank genome assembly.